Messenger RNA from Prunus avium (sweet cherry), 552 nucleotides. The record is from RefSeq and is a predicted model, not a curated record. NCBI's taxonomy places the organism in Eukaryota, Viridiplantae, Streptophyta, Magnoliopsida, Rosales, Rosaceae.
UAAUUGUCUUCUGAACUUCUUGCAGAUCUUUACACAAAGAAUAUGUUUCAGCUCCUGCAGUCUGCCUAUUCUACAAUAAGCAUCCAAGACACAGCUCUCUUCCUUGGAAUGAGCGAGGAUGAUGCCACAACUUUUGUACAACAGCAAGGUUGGGCUGUGGACCCUGCUUCUCAAAUGCUUACUGUGAAGAAGCAGCCCAUUGUUACAGAGCAGAAACUGGAUGCCAGUAAAUUGCAGAACUUGACAGAAUAUGUAUUCCAUCUAGAGCAUUGAAGGAGCUUUUAAGAACCUGAAGCUGUGAAUUGUCUUUUUAAUCAGCUGCAUACUUAGAUCAUGUUUAGAAGAGUAAACAGGAUCUCAGAUUUUGUAUUUACGCAACACUUAGGUUCCGAAAAAGUAAAUUGCACAAACAAGUUGAGAACAUCAUCAUGUUAUCUUUGUGUAGCCAAACCCUGAUUGCAUGCAUCUCUUACAAGUUAAAGUCUUUUGUAGUCUAGAGGGGAGGAAACCUGUUUUAGCAAGUAAAGAUUUCAUGUAGAGUAUGCUUUCACA